Brassica napus (rape) is the source of this 1227-nucleotide messenger RNA. Its product is annotated as alpha-soluble NSF attachment protein 2-like. Gene Ontology annotation, biological process: intracellular protein transport; SNARE complex disassembly. The coding region runs from base 81 to 989 and encodes 302 amino acids. Gene Ontology annotation, cellular component: vacuolar membrane; SNARE complex. The transcript has 9 exons. Gene Ontology annotation, molecular function: soluble NSF attachment protein activity; syntaxin binding. The record is from RefSeq and is a predicted model, not a curated record. NCBI's taxonomy places the organism in Eukaryota, Viridiplantae, Streptophyta, Magnoliopsida, Brassicales, Brassicaceae.
CUAGAAAUAACUAUCCGGCCCACCUAUAUCAGUUGAAAAUUAUUUCCCUUGGCUCCCGAUCGGAGGUGAAAGGGAGAGUGAUGGGGGAUCAUCAUCAUCAUCAGGUGAGAGCUGAGGAGUUCGAGAAGAAAGCAGAGAAGAAGCUCAGCGGAUGGGGAAUCUUCGGAUCCAAGUACGAGGAUGCUGCUGAUCUUCUCGAGAAAGCUGCUAAUUCCUUUAAGCUCGCCAAAUCAUUGUCUACUUUUAAUGUAUGGAUUGUUUCAGGGGAUCAAGCUGGAAAGGCUUAUCUUAAACUUGCUGAUUGUCACUUAAAGUCUGACAGCAAACAUGAUGCUGCUAACGCGUACGCGGAAGCUGCUAAGUGCUACAAAAAAGUUGACACUAAUGAGGCUGCAUCUUGUCUAGAGCGAGCAGUGAAUAUAUUCUGCGAGAUAGGAAGGCUCAACAUGGCUGCCAGAUACUACAAGGAAAUUGCUGAGUAUUAUGAAGCUGACCAGAAGAUCGACCAGGCUAUUUCUUACUUUGAAAAGGCAGCUGAGUUCUUUCAAAACGAAGAAGUGACCACUUCUGCUAACCAGUGUAAUCUCAAGGUGGCACAAUACGCUGCGCAGUUGGAGCAGUAUGAGAAGGCAAUCAAGAUUUAUGAAGAAAUAGCAUGCCAAUCACUCAACAAUAACUUGCUUAAGUAUGGAGUUAAGGGUCAUCUUCUCAAUGCUGGCAUGUGCCACCUUUGCAAAGCUGAUGUUGUUUCCAUCACCAAUGCGCUGGAGAAAUAUCAGGAUCUGGAUCCAACUUUUACAGGAACAAGAGAAUGCAAAUUCUUAUCGGACCUUGCUGCUGCUAUGGAUGAAGAAGACAUCGCAAAGUUCACAGACGUUGUCAAGGAGUUUGAUAGCAUGACUCCUCUGGACUCAUGGAAGACAACUAUGUUGUUGAGGGUGAAGGAGAAGCUGAAGGCAAAGGAGCUUGAGGAAGAUGAUCUUACCUAAACAUAACUCUCUAUCUAAACCGGAGCUUCCCUUAUUAAUUGUUGCUGGUGCGUAUCAUCACUAGUGUUAGUGUUACUUCAUGUUUAGUUUCAUUGUGUUUGGUUAUGAGUUUCUAUGGGUUUCUUAUGAGGUUUGGUCAAAAUUGGUUUUGAUGUCAAAAGACUACAUUUGCUCUCUCUCUGUGUCUCUCAAUACUUCAUCUGUGAGAUACUUCUCAAAUCUUUGGAGAUUUGCUUCA